AUGCCGAGCAUAUUUUCCUACCAGAGCGCCGAAGUCGACUGGUGUGAAGGCAACUUUGAGCGCUCGACGGUCAUCGCAGAGUACUACAACACUAUCAGCAAUGUGAGCUUCUUUGCCCUUUCUCCGGCCCUGCUCUACCUGAACCGGCAGUACCGUCAGCAGCGUGCCUUGCCCAUGUACAUCGUCUCUGGCCUGCUCCUCUGCGUAGGUGUCUUCUCCACGUACUUUCACAUGACCCUGAGCUACGUGGGACAACUCUUGGACGAGCUCUCCAUCCUCUGGACGCUGGCUGUGGCAUAUUCCUUUUGGUACCCAAGGAUUUACUUCCCCAGGUGCAUCAAGAGCAGGAAGCAAUUCUUCUGGCUGAGUGGUGUCACCACCGUCAUCAGUACCUUGAUGUCCUUCAUCAAACCGGCCUUCAAUGCCUACGUGCUCAACUGCAUCGCCUUCCACCUGCUGUACCUGACAUGGCGCGAGCUGAAAAAGUGCAAUGACAAGAGGGUUCACCGGAUGGCCGCAGUCAUGGUCCUGUGGUGGGUGCUGGCCAUCAGCAGCUGGAUAAGCGACAGGUGGCUCUGUGGGCUCUGGCAGGCCAUCAACUUCCCCUACUUCCACAGCUUCUGGCAUGUGCUGAUAGCCAUGUCCCUCCUCUACUGCUGCCCACUGGUCAUCUACUUCGACGUCCACUACGAGAUGCCAUCCUUCAAGCCAAAGCUGGAAUAUUGGCCCAGCGACUCCUGGCCUGUCGUGGUGCCCUACGUUGCCCUGGAGGAGCCCCACAAACAGUGCUAG
Molecule: messenger RNA, 792 nt
Organism: Athene cunicularia (burrowing owl)
Lineage: Eukaryota; Metazoa; Chordata; Aves; Strigiformes; Strigidae
Gene: ACER1
Product: alkaline ceramidase 1
Exons: 6
Coding region: 1-792 (263 amino acids)
Biological process (GO): ceramide metabolic process
Cellular component (GO): membrane
Molecular function (GO): hydrolase activity, acting on carbon-nitrogen (but not peptide) bonds, in linear amides
Source: RefSeq, a predicted model, not a curated record